AUGAGUGGUCUAAUAGAGAGCAUUAAGGCCCACUGGAGUCGAGUACCCUGCGGCGGUUGUGGCAGCGUCUACCCCAAACUGUGUUUCUCCGUCAGAGAUCAACGAUGCGCCAAUCGCAAAGAGGUGCUUACCAUCGCUGCGGACUGCGAAGUGGCAAUAGCUGAAAGAGAAAACAUCAACGAUCGGGUGGAAGCUUUCAAGCAGGACGAGGAUCGUCUGCACGAGACGCUGGCCCGCGAGGACGUCUACAUCAAGUCUCUUGAAGUCGCACUUGAGGAAGCGCGGAAUCGCCGUAGGAAAACGUGUGAAGAACAUAAUACCCGCUGGGCCGACUUUACAAAAAACUUCGACGGCCACCGAGACAUGAUCAACAAGUCUGGUCAUUUGGUUAAUCGGUUGCAUGAAGCCAUGGGGAGGAUGUAUGCCCUUAACCCUAGACGCUUUACGGACCACAGCCUGGAGGAUCACGACCGGUCUGAAGAGAAUAAGGAAAAUAUCGGGCCUCGAUGGGAGAUUUGCAGUAUUACUCCGUCCACCUACCUCGCAAGUGACGACAUGCGGCCGAGUGGGGGUGAAUCGGCUUGCAUGACGCGCAAUCUGAAAUUGAUCGAGGAGUUGGUGUCAGCGGUAGUGACCACACAUUUUCAUCGGCGAGAAGACCACGGAGACAAGAGUGUUGCGGUCAACGGCAUCGGUACCGACCGUACGAUCGUCGAGGUUGACAAUUGCUCCGGAGUAGCUGAGCCUCCUUCCCGUGGAUCAUGGCACAUACACAUCUAA
Messenger RNA from Colletotrichum paranaense, 780 nucleotides. RefSeq lists its product as uncharacterized. The record is from RefSeq and is a predicted model, not a curated record. Lineage: Eukaryota; Fungi; Ascomycota; Sordariomycetes; Glomerellales; Glomerellaceae. The transcript has 2 exons. The coding region runs from base 1 to 780 and encodes 259 amino acids.